GGGGAUCUCCCGGUACGCCCGUGACAGUAAAGGAAGGGGCGAGCGUGUGGCGAUGGAUCCCGCUGCAAAAGGGCCAUCCUAAAACAGAAGGGCAUCGUGUGAGAGGAAACCCAAUCCCAAACAUCAUCUUUUUUCACUGAAACUGUAGAAACAACAAAACAUCCUAGAUUGUUAAACUGGCAGCAAGGCCCUCACCGACAUCUCCUGCAAAGCCACUCGCUCUUCCUGGACCCUUCGCUUGAUCACCGCUGUUUCUGGGCCACAACAAGUUAAUAAAUCGCCAUCCCAGGUUGUUGUUCCACACCGCACACUCUGAAAGUAACAAUCCCUCCAGGGCUGCCCCACCGUCCCAUCGGGUGUACCCUCCCUCUAGGUCUCGCCUCUUCUUCGACUCUCCUUUCCCUGCUGCUCCUCGAGAGUUUUGUCUGCUAGUCGAAGUCGAUCUCUGUAUUCGCCUACCUCCCUCGAUUUUGUUGAGUUGUUGGCGUGCCCCCACACUCACAGACAGGACGAUUUAAUAAUUGCAAUUGUCCUGACCAUUUCCACGCCCCGCGACCCCGCGCUCCCUUUAAAUAACGAAUUCGAUUGCCCCUGAAAACCGACCGUCUCCCUCUUUCAACAUCUCACAAGCUCCCGCGCAACAUACAGAUUCGAAAAAGAUUGAACUAAUGGCUGUGGGUGGUGAGAACGGUGUUCUCCCCAACGGCGGCGGUAACCAGUCGAACGGGGCUGGCGACCAUCACAUCCGUCGAAUUCCGCUUUCUUACGACGGUGCCAACUCCGAAGAAUCAGCCCUUGAACUCGUCCUCACGAUCCGCCCAGACUGGGCCGAUACUGCGUCCAACAAGGUCGAGUUUGUGCGCUUCACAGAUGGCAUCACCAAUACCCUGCUGAAGGCGGUCAACAAGCGCCCAGGGCUCUCCAAGGAAGAGGUGGACAGCGAGGCUAUUCUGCUACGUGCCUACGGUAACGGCACCGAUGUUAUUAUCGACCGGUUCCGUGAGACGCAGAACCAUGAGCUGCUGAUGAGACAUGGACUGGCCCCAGAGCUGCUUGCGCGCUUCGAGAACGGGAUGAUGUACCGCUUCAUCCAGGGAUCGCCCACUCAGCCCGAAGACCUGCGCAAGCCCGUCAUUUACAAGGCUGUAGCGCAACGUCUGGCUCAGUGGCAUGCUGUGGUUCCCUGUAUCAAGGCUCCCACCGGACACAGCCGCAAGAACUCGAGAGCAGAUGGGCCUGUGACGUUGGACAGCAACCUCGGGGAUGCCGAGUUUCAGAAUGUUAUCGACAAUGUUGCCCCAGGAAAGCCGCCCCCGAAUGUGUGGACUGUGAUGCAGAAGUGGAUCUUUGCUCUGCCUACAGAUACGGAGGCGCAAAGGGCUCGUCAAGCCGAGUUGCAAAAGGAGCUUACAUGGCUGGUCUCGCAGCUGAGCCAGCGGCCCGGCCUGGGUGUGAACGGGUUGGUCUUUGCGCACUGCGACUUGCUCAGCGGCAAUGUUAUCGUUCUCCCCAAAACCUCACAGGGUGUAACAAAAGGUGACAAGGCUACCGAAAAUGUCACCUUCAUCGAUUACGAAUAUGCUACCCCGUCCCCCGCAGCCUUUGACAUCGCCAACCACUUUGCUGAGUGGGGCGGCUUCGACUGCGACUUCAGUGUUCUUCCCACUCGGGCUCAGAGACGCCAGUUCAUUGACGAAUACAUCCGCGCCUACUUUGCUUACCGGGAAGAGAAGAAGCCCGGUGCUGCUGCUGGUGUUGACCAGAAGGCCGAGGUGGAACAGCUACUCACAGAGGUUGACCACUUCCGCGGCGUCCCAGGGUUUUACUGGGGCAUCUGGGCUCUUAUCCAGGCCGAGAUUUCCACCAUUGACUUUGAUUAUGCCUCGUACGCCGAGAUCAGGCUCGGAGAGUACUAUGCCUGGAAGGACGAGGUGACAGGCACAAGACAAAAAGACGGAAAAGAAGCACCCCUCAGAGAAAGGAGAUGGGCUCAGGAGGAGUAAAAUAAACUGUGUUGUCAUUGUUGUUCAUCUGGGCGGUGCUCGGUAGAAUUUCGGUGUCGUUUUCUGCAUUGCAUACAGCCAUUUUUCUCAAGAAAAGGGUGGCGGGCGGGCGUGCGUGGAGUCAUGAUUGGCUUUUGAGCUUUGGUUCUUGAUUAGAGCGUUGGUUUUUCUAAGUUAUUUUUGCAUGCGGGCGUGGGAAAACUUUUGGGGCGAACAUUCAACAUGGGCUCGGGAUAUGCUUUUUUCUUCCUUCACGACGGACGAUUUGAUGGACAAGGGGGAUGGGGACGGGGGCUUUUUUUUUAAUACCUACGGGUUACUUAGAGGAGGGGUCUAUUGGGGCUGAGGG
Molecule: messenger RNA, 2352 nt
Organism: Podospora pseudocomata
Lineage: Eukaryota; Fungi; Ascomycota; Sordariomycetes; Sordariales; Podosporaceae
Exons: 2
Coding region: 669-2003 (444 amino acids)
Biological process (GO): phosphatidylethanolamine biosynthetic process
Cellular component (GO): cytoplasm
Molecular function (GO): ethanolamine kinase activity
Source: RefSeq, a predicted model, not a curated record